Polistes dominula (European paper wasp) is the source of this 3381-nucleotide messenger RNA. It is a transcript of the gene DZIP1, whose product is annotated as DAZ interacting zinc finger protein 1. Lineage: Eukaryota; Metazoa; Arthropoda; Insecta; Hymenoptera; Vespidae. The record is from RefSeq and is a predicted model, not a curated record. Gene Ontology annotation, biological process: cilium assembly. Gene Ontology annotation, cellular component: cytoplasm; ciliary basal body.
AUUAUAAAUCACACUAUUUUAUAUAAUUUUGUGGAUUAUGUGUUAUUCAAUAAGUAUAUUAUAGUUAAAUGAAGUGUAUCUCAAGAUUAUUGUGUUAAUGAAGGUACAGCUGUAAAUACAACAAUGGCAUUUUCAUUUCAUAUUGGUACCAAGUGGUGUCACAAUUUUCCAAAACUUGCAAAGGAAUCAGGUUUUCAUUUCAAUACGCAUAGAUCUAGGAUUCAUGUUGAUUGGAAUCGUAUAGGUUCCAUCGACAUAGACAGAUUAAUAAUAGAUAGAGAUUUUGUAACCAUAGAUGAAAAUAUUAAUAAUGUUAUUAAUUAUAAUUUGGAAAAUGAAUACGAUUUAAAAAUAUUAGAUUCUAAUUUCGUUAAAGUAUUUCGCCUUGCACAAUUAGCUGUGGAAUAUUUGCUUUAUUGUAAACAGUAUUUAGACCAAAGCGUAAUAAUAUUGAAGGAUGAGUUGAAAUUAAAAAUCGAAGAUAAUCAUAGGCUUAGAAAAGAAAUGAAUGCUUUGGAAGAGAUAAUAAAAAAUUUAAAAGAUAAAAAUAAAGAAAGGAGUAGAGUGAUCGAAACAAAGAUUGGAGAUUCCAAUGGUGAAAUACAUAAGUGUCCACAUUGUCCUAAAUCAUUUAUUUCAAAUACAUGUGUUAAAGCUCAUAUAACUCGUCGUCAUUCAUAUAUGAUUGAUUUAUCUACGGAAACAUCACCUGUACACGAUCAUUAUAAAACUGAGACUGAAAAAUUGCAUAACGAGAUAAAAAUGUUAAAAGAACGACUUAAUCGGGCUGAGAAAGUAAUAAAAAAUGAAUCAGAUAAAACAUCGAAUAGUAUUAAAAUAGAUAACAAGGAUAAAGAAAACGAAAGUGAAAAUGAUAGUAUUAGAUAUAAUGUAAAUAAAUAUGAUUUAAUAGAAAAACAGCAAAUAAAAAAUAAUGAAGAAAUAAACGAUUUGAAAAGUUUACUUUUAUCUGAAAUCAGUAAUUUAAGGCAUAGAAACGAAAGUCCUUAUGCAGUAAAUAGUAAUGUACCUGAGAUAAAUGUUAAAUUAUUAGUAAGUCAACAAGAAAAAGAAAUAGAAAGAUUGAGAAAUCAACUUCUUGAAAAGCUUACUCCGGAUAUAGAAAAAAUGCAAGACAAACUUAAAACGCAAGAAGAUUAUUGGAGAUCUAAAAUACAACAGAUGGAUCGUCAGCAUCAUUUAGAUAUCGAAAAAAUAACAAUGGAAUUAAAAUUAACGCAACAGGCAGCGGAAUUUAUUAAAGCCGAAUAUGAAUUUAAAGUUAGUGCCUUGGAAAAACAAUCUAAAGAUCAAUCGAGUAUUUUAAUGGAACAAAGUAAACAGCUUAGUUCGUUGUCUCAUGGUUUACAAAAUUCAUUAAUACAAACGGAUGUAAAUAAAUAUUUUCAUAAUGAUAAAAAGACAGAUAAUAUUGUAACACCCAUGAUACAAUAUAGUAAAAAUAUGCAUUUUCUAAAUAAAAAAAUUGCAGAACACGGUUCUGGAGAAAAAGUUAAUAUUGAAAAUACAGAUAGUAUAUUAAAACAGAAAUCAAAAAUUGAAUCAUUAUUAUCAGUACCAAAAAUUUCACAAAAUUAUCAUGAAACAAAAGAUACUGAUAAAUCUUUAGAAAGUCUCAACGUAGUCAAUGUAUCUCAAUUAGAAAAUGAUAAUCAGAUUAAUCGUAAACCAAAACAUUCCAAAAAUGAUUCCAUUAAAACUCAUUCCAAUAGCGAUAGUAUUCCAAGUAUUUUAAAUAAUAAUGAUAAUAAUGAAUCUUCGGAGUCAAGUUCAGAAAGCGUUGAUUCUAAAGUUAGUACAAUUAACGUAGAAAAUAAUAAAACAUCUAAAAAAAGUUUCCUUGAUAACCAAGCUAUAAGUUCUGCAACGUCAAGCUAUACUACAACAGAAUCUGAAACGGAAAGUGAUUCAGAAGCUAUCAGUGUUAAAAAAAACAUUGUAUCAUCGAAUAAAAAUGAAGUAAUAUCUUCUCCACCUAAAUCGAAGAAGACUUCUCAAAAUGAUAGCCUUUCUCUUGAAAAAUUAAAAAAAAAUAUACUAGGAACGUUUCACCAAAAAUUACGUGAUUUAGGAAUAGAUCCAGAAUGGAGUGAGAUACCUGAAGCAUCGUAUAAACAAAAAAUGAAAAUAAUUCGACAUCAUCAAAGUAUUUAUUCUAAGAAAUAUCAUAAAUAUAAUGAAGUAAAGCGUAACAUACUUAAGGAAGUUCUUCACAGGGUUUCUGUUAAAAAUAACAUAUCACAUCAAUCUAAGUCAGUUAAAAAAUCACCAUUGGAUAUACUUAUGACUAAUGUUAAAUCGAAAGCUAUGAGAACAUUUAAUAUACCAAAAAAUUCUUAUAUAUCACCAAAAAAAGUACAAAUGGAUUUAGAAGACGAAGAGUAUAAAAAUUUAAAUGCGCGUGAUACAUUUAAAAUUCCAAGAAAGUCUUCGAUUGUACCAAAAGAGAAUGAAAAUGUUGACAGCAAGGAGAAUAAUGAAAUUCAUCAAAAUGAAAUAUUUUCAAUGUUUGUUAACUCAGAGAACAGUGCAAAAUCUGUGAUAGAUCUGCAUAAAAAUGAAAAAAACCAAACGGAAGAAACUUCUUCAAAUAUAGUAACAUUUAUGAACGGGGAAGUUCAGAAGACAUCUACACCAAAGCAAAAUGACUCAACUAGUUUAAAAAAGAUGCAAGAAGCAAAAACACAAAGUUUUGUUAUUUCACCGAAAAACAAUAAGGGUGCAUUAAAAUCAACAACAGUUUCAGUUGGUAGUUCAACUAAAAAGAAAGUAUUUUUCAAUCUCAAGGAUAAGAAUGAUAAAGAGUCAUCACACACAUCUUCAUCUCAGCAAACAGAACUAAAUGAUAGCGACUGGAAUAUUUCAAGCAUUUCCGAUGAAAAGGUACAAGCAUUUCAAAAACGGAAAUCUCCUAGCGUUGAUAAUAUUAUAUUGAGGACAACGCAAGCUGAAAAAAUAGCAGAAAUUUCGAAAAAAAUAGAAAAACAGUUGUCUAUAUCCAGAAAGAAGCCUGUAGGAUCUAUUGAAGCAAUGUUUCCUUCAACUUUAUUUUCAAAGGAUAAUGAAAAGAAAGAGACCCAGGAUAAUAAAAAUGCACAAUAUCCUUAUUUAAGUUCAAUCAGUAUUAGUAGUUCUAGUUUAGAAAAUUUGAGUCCUAAAUUGGCAGGAAAUUCUAAAGUUAACAGUACCAAAUUUCCAAUGCCAACACCUAGGAAUUUACAAAAGAAAGAAUUAAAUAGUACAGAACCAAAAAAGACAUUACCAAUUACUAAUGAUUCUAACCUAGAAGCAGAUAUAGAAGAUAUUUUACAAACAGAAUAAAAGAACAUUUUUAUAUGAUGCAUUCAUGCAAUGUAUAUA